GUCACUGCGUUAUGCCUUGCCAGCUCUACAGCUAUUGUUUUUUUGUUUUUUUUGUUCAAUGUUCACUACUUACUUCAAUUUCAUAUUGAUCAUCUGCCUUUGGUCUCAUAACAUUUUAAAUAAUUUUUCUCCCAUAUCCUACAUUGUAGAUUUUAGCACUGGAAAGCACAGUAAGUGAAUCGUCACUGCAAACGCAGUUUGAGAUGUGCGUAUAAAAGCACAAUAUUGUAAUAAAGAAGAAUUGCCAGAGCAAUGGAAGGAAUCUGUUACUUUACCUACCAAUAAAACUAACAGUAAUAAUUGUGGAUAAAUACGUAUCACUGCUACCAACUACACUAGAAGUUUUAUUCAACUAUUAUCUGUCAAGGUUAACCCCAUUAAUAGACAAAAUUAUUGUAGGCCUAAUUGUUCAACUACUGAUCACAUAUUCUGCAUUUGUCAUACUGAGAACAAAAUGUGGGGGGGGGGGAAGUAUAGUGAAAUUACUAUUUAUAGACUUCAAGGAAGCUGACAAAUGAAAUUACUUGCACUGAAGUUGAUACAGAAGUAAAUGCAAAUAAAACUAUGUAUACUAUUUUGUCCUGUCACCACACUACAGGACAAAAUCAUUUUAUAAAGCUGGUAGCUAAUUAAUGUGAGGAAAUGUGGCAAAGUUCAAACAUGCGGGAAAGAUAGCAACAAAUCAGAAAUACAUUUAUGAGGAAAUUAUGGGCAGACUAAACUCAGGGAAUGCCUGCUACCAUACAACGCAGAAUCUUCUUCCCACAUGCUAUCUAAAUACAAGACUAAAAUUGGAUUACAUACACAAAACUAUAAUUCUACCUCUUGUUUUGUGUGGGUGUGACGCCUGGUCAGUCACGUUAAGGUAAGAACACAGACUGAAGGUAUUUGAGAACAGGAUGCAUUGGUGAAUAUCUGGGCCUAAGAGAGAUGAAAGGACUGGAGGCUGGAGAGUAAUGCACAGUUGCAAACCCCACAGCAUUUACUCUUAAUCAGAUUGGAAAAUAUGAGUGUGGCAUGUAGCCAAGCACGGGAGACAUGAGAAAUGCAUACAAAAUUUUGGUGGGAGAGCCUGAAGGGAAGAGACCAUUCAGAAGACCUGAGCAUAUAUGAGGGGGGAUGAUAUUAAAAUUUAUCACCGCGAAAUAAGACUAGAGGGUGUGAACUGGAAUCAUCUUACUGAGGACAAGGACUGGUGGCAUGCUGUUGUCAACAUGGUGAUAAACUUCCAGGUUCGACAAAAGGCAAAGACUUUAUUGCCUAUUCUACUACUACUACUACUACUAACCUUCUCGAGAAGGGUUCUGCUUCAGAGACCACAGCGAAGAAAUACAAGCUGUCAGGGAAAACCAAGGUAGUCAAACUAGCACAGUCUGGGAUAUCUUUUGUCAAAUAUGUGCAAUGCCUGAAAAUCACUCGCAGUGUUUAGAUAAAGUUCUUCUGAGUCAACUGCUAUCCACAAAACCUGAUAUUAACAUUGUGUCACUGAAGGCAACUUAGCCUUACAAUUUUCAAUUUCCUACAGUAAGUGCAACACGGCUUGCAUGUGACUAGCGAAGUGUAACAGGCAAUUAACUGGCUGUAAUAAAAUUAAGAUAACAAACGUCUAAAAAUCAGAUAAUAAAUGCCCUAUCCAGGCAGGAUACAAACACAAAACCUCAGCAGCAAGACUUACAAAUUUAAAGUGAUAAGAACAGCUAUUAUGCUUAUUUGAAAACAUUAUAAUAGCAUUUACCUGCAGGAAGGGUAGAAAAUGAGAAGAAAUCUUGUUUCUGCUUUGCUUGAGAUACCAAAAUAAAAAAAGGGAUGCCCAGAUGACUACAAUGUUAAACUGAAUGACUUGAUUCUUUAGUUAGCUACUUAACAGUCAAAGUUUCACAGUUAAAGUAUGAAACUCAGAAAAAUUCAAGAAUCUCAUUGCAGUUUAUAUGAAGAUGGCUGUCUUCUGAAAUGUAGCACGGUGCAGUCCAGUAGGUAUUGACUGACAUUUCAGAGGAGCCUACUGCUUCCAUCAUCAGUGAUGAUGGCUGGCCAAUGUCUAUCGUACUACAUGGUGCUACUACAUUCCAAAAGACAGCCAUCUUCAAUACAAAACUUUCCUAUUAUGUGCUAUGGAUUUAUUUGAAAAUAGAUUAUGUACCUAUGGGGAAAUAUGAUUACACAGAAAAUAGAACAUAUUCAGUUGAUGUAUUCUUUUCCUACAUCUUCCAAACUUCUUUCCACUGUUUACAUUUUUUGUCUCUCAUGUCUCUUUUAUUUUACAAAAAAGUCUUGAAGUCAGGACGGGUUCAACAGCGCGAAACAGGCAGUAUACUUAUACCUGCAUAUUCUUAACUAAGUUAAGUUAAGCCACGAUGUAUGUAAAUCUAUGUCACAGAAGCCAUGAGCAGGAAAACAGAUAAUGCAAUAAACCAAGGUAUAAAAAGUAGCCCCACAAGUUUUCUGUGUUUUGCUGGCAGCCUGAGUCAUUCUGCCCCUCGUGUUACAUUAGAUCAGGUUGCUACAAGAACAUUACUGGGUGCCUGUGCUAAGGAAACACGGAGAUCAUCACAAUGACUGAUAAGGAUUUAAAUGAAGUGGGCCUCGAAAUUGAGGCACCGGGUAUCACAAGAGGUUCCAUCGCUAUGCCAAGCUUACCUAAACCACUGACAUUAGAAGAGAAGAAAUAUCUUCUUGUAGUGGAAAGAGGUGACUCGGCCAAUGUCAGAAGGAUGUUGCAGCUUGCCCACAGAAAGAACCACAUCAACAUAAACUGUGUUGACCCUCUGGGAAGGGGUGCAUUGUCCUUGGCAAUUGACGGAGAGAACCUGGACAUGGUCGAGCUGCUGGUUGUUAUGGGUGUGGAAACGAAGGAUGCACUACUGCAGUCAAUUGAUGUCGGGUUUGUUGAGGCAGCUGAACUGCUUCUGGAGCAUGAAGAACUUAUUCACAAACAGGGAGAGCCUUAUAGUUGGCAAAAGGCAGACUGGAACACAGCAACAUUCACUCCAGACAUCACACCCCUGAUUCUUGCAGCUCAUCGUAACAACUACGAAAUACUCAAGAUUUUACUGGACAGAGGUGCAACAUUACCAAUGCCCCAUGACAUUAAGUGCGGCUGUGACGACUGCAUUCGAGAAUGUCAGGAAGACUCGCUCCGUUUCUCGGUGUCUCGUCUGAACGAGUACCGCGCUCUAUCAAGCCCAUCUUUAAUAGCUCUGUCAUCUAAUGACCCAAUCCUUACAGCUUUUCAACUGUCUUGGGAGCUUCGAAACUUAGCUUUCGCUGAGCAUGAAAGCAAGAGUGAUUACAUGGAACUGCGACGCCAGUGCCAGCAGUUCGCAGUCGACCUUCUCCACCAGUCUCGUAGCUCUCAGGAACUUGCUAUUAUCCUCAAUCACGAUCCUGAUUCUCCCCCUUACGAAGCCGGCGAACACAUGAAGCUAGCUCGACUGGAACUGGCCAUCAACUGCAAGCAAAAGAAGUUUGUUGCUCAUCCUAACAUUCAACAACUAUUGGCAACCAUUUGGUACGAAGGACUUCCUGGAUUUCGACGCAAACCUGUGACACAGAAGCUGAUGCAGAUAUCAUCUAUAGCAUUGCUGUUUCCCUUUCACUGUAUGUUGUACAUCAUUGCACCAAAUACACCAACUGGAAAACUGAUGAGGAAACCAUUCAUGAAAUUUCUCAUUCAUGCAUCUUCUUACCUUUUCUUUUUAAUGCUUCUCAUUCUGGUCUCACAACGUGCUGAAGUACAAGUGAUACAGAUAUUUGGUACAGAGAGCAUGAGAAAAGCUCUGGCAGAACAGCUUCAAAUACAGCGUGGUAAUGGUCCUUCAAUUCUGGAAUGGAUUGUUGCAGUUUAUGUUCUUGGUUUCAUUUGGCAGGAAACGAUGGAGAUCUUUCAGGAAGGUGUGCAGAGCUAUCUUCGAAAUAUGUGGAACUUUAUUGACUUCACACGCAACUCUCUCUACGUGUCAGUGGCCAUCCUCCGUAUCGCUGCGUACAUACAACAGACUCGAGAGAUUUACGCUGAUCCAGCCACAGCUUACAUUCCACGCGAACAGUGGGAUGACUUUGAUCCUCAGCUGAUAGCUGAAGGACUCUUUGCUGGGGCCAAUAUAUUCAGUGCUCUGAAGUUGGUUCACUUGUUCUCAAUCAAUCCUCAUCUCGGGCCACUUCAAAUCUCUCUUGGCAGGAUGGUUAUUGACAUUGUCAAAUUCUUUUUCAUCUACAGUCUCGUCCUGUUUGCAUUUGCAUGUGGUCUGAACCAAUUAUUAUGGUAUUUCGCGGAGAUGGAGAAGCAGAAGUGUUACCACUUGCCCGGUGGAAUGCCCGACUGGGACAACAACGGCGACGCAUGUAUGAAGUGGAGACGAUUUGGCAAUUUGUUCGAAUCUUCGCAGUCGUUGUUCUGGGCCAGUUUUGGUGGAGUUGGCAUCGACAGUUUUGAGCUGACAGGAAUAAAGACUUACACCCGUUUCUGGGGCCUCCUCAUGUUCGGUUCCUACUCAGUGAUCAAUGUGAUUGUGUUGCUGAACCUGCUUAUUGCUAUGAUGUCUAACUCUUACGCCAUGAUCGACGAACAUUCUGACACUGAAUGGAAGUUUGCACGAACACGUCUGUGGAUGAGCUACUUUGAAGAAAGCGCCACUCUUCCACCACCAUUCAACAUCUUCCCAACACCCAAACUACUGUUUAAAAUGUUUGGUAUUCGGAAGAAGGAUAAACUAAGAAGAAUGUCUUCAAAGCGCAAGGAACGCCAGGAAAAGGAACGUGAUAGCCGAUACACAGCCGUAAUGAGGGCUUUGGUGUGGCGCUAUGUGUCGGCCAAGCAUCGCGAAUCCGAAGAGAGUCCUGUGACAGAGGACGAUAUCAAUGAAGUGAAAGGAGAAAUUUCAGCUGCAAAAUGUGAACUGCUGGAAGUUCUACACUCCAAUGGGAUGGACAUUUCAAAAGCAAAUGCCAAGGAGAAAACUAUUCUUGGCAAGAAGAUGAGAAUCUGGGAACGUCGUCUCAUGAAAGAUUUUCAUGUGGCACCUGUUACUGCAGAAGAAGAAAUUGAACACGCGCCAGAAAUUUCUACCGAGAUCGAGGACUCUCUGUCUCGGUUCAGACGUAUCGCGAAACUCGCCGUCUUAAAUUCAUCCUCUCACAAAUGGGGUCAACUUUUAGAGGGAGUGUGUGAAGCAUCUCAAAUUGGACACUGCAACAACCGUGAAUCCUACAGAAAUCAGCAGAACCUUCAGAGGGCCAUGGAUCAAGCUCGUAAACUGGUAAACCGAAGUCCCACACCUGGUGCCUCUAGAGCGGCUUCGCCCAUCCCACUUCCUGAGACGACAGCUUCGUCCAUCAUGGAACUGUUGAAGGACAUUACAGAACACAGCGAAGAAAGCAACAAGCCUCUGAAAGAAGGAACACUGUUUCUAGCCGUGCAAAGCAAACAGACGUCUCGAUGCACCACACCAACUUCAGCAGUAACGCACGGCCGGGAGGCUGCCGAGAAAAGAGAACCGCCCACAAAACCGACCAGAAUUUUGCCUUCUUCAGGUGCUACAGCAGAAACUAGCCAAGCUCAGAGAACACCAGAGUCAGACGGCAAUUCUCCGACUGAAACUGCGGCUUCCGCUGAUUCCACAAGGUCUGAAAACCAAUCAGCCAAAAUUAUCGAAUGCAAAGCUGAUUCUGAGAGUCCAUCAGCGGGUCAGAAUGUUGGCGACGAUAGUCCAACGGCACAUCCAGAAAUAGUACCUCCUCAACUACAGAAAUCUGAUAUUACUGAAGCCACGGACAAAUCGCCAGAACCUCUGAUUGUAAUUACCGCGCCAGAGCCAACUACGGAAAUCGACGUCAAACCAGCCGACGAGUCUGAACGAGAGGAAUCACCUUCAGUACCUCGGUUCGAGGCUAUGCUGAGCAGCUGUCAGAACAGCACAAACAUCGCCGACAGCAUGGAACCCAGUUCCAGCACAGAGCAAUUACUAAGCACUGCUGAUUCUCCAGCAAAGAGGGUCGCAGGCUUGAACCCAAUUAAACGACAGCCGAAAGAGGGUUGGUUAUAAAUUAGGUGCCGCGAUGCAAAACGUCCUAUUAGAACAGAACAAGGCAAAACCAUUUAGAGGGCUUCUAUGGGUCUUAAUGAGAACACCGGGCCAAAGUAAUUCCAAAUGCAUCGUUCAUUAAGACAUACUUGGUUUUAUUUCCAGCUUAAUGUGCAAGUCAACAUGACUACGUUACAAUUCAAAUGGCAUGAAACCUGUUUCAUCUUGUAAGCGGACACAGAAAUUGAGCGUAAAAAUUAUUUAGUAAACUAAUGGUGUAUUUAUAUUUAUAUUUCAUGUAAUUUAAUGCUGGGUCAUUCUGUAUAUUUCCCCAUGUAAUUGUAAGUCAGGUUAAGAAACGUUUCUCAUUUAAUAACUGCAACAGAUUUGUAAUUGGUUAUGAGAUGUGCCGAUUCUAAAGUAGAGUAACCAGAAAAUGAAUUGUGCAACGCUUGCGUGAGGCAAAUAGUUUAGAUGAACACGCUUUACGGAGGUAGUACGUAACUAUGAUUUACUCAGUAGCCUGAGGUGAACUCCUGAUGCACUGAGUAUUUCACAGGGCCAGACCCUCAGAAAUAUUAAGUAAUCAUGCAAUUUUUUAAUGAAAUCUUAAGGUGCAGGGUCUGAUGGACAAAAAUCACUCGACUUUUCUAGCUAAGAAAUGGAAUAUCUGUGGCUGAAAAUAUGCAGAUCUUUUCACUAUCAUCAAUUACUUUCUUUCAGUUUGAAAUCUGUUAGGUACAAUUUUAAAAUCAGAAUGUGUCAAUGUGAGGCAGUACAUAAAAACUUCAAAACAAUCAAAACCAAACAGCCUUUUAAUUGUCAUUCAUCAAGUUUUGUAAAAUUAUCACUCACCUCAGUGGUGCAAAUGGUCGUGCCUCUUGUUAAUGAUAAAUACAUAUUGAGCUGCCAGUCUCAUAUACACUGUGAACGUUCACAAAACUUGGAUACACUUAGUGCGACUAACACGAACAGUUGUUACACGACUGAGCAUAAAGUCCGGGUCCAGUAAGUUUCAAGCUGUCCGUUAUGAACGCGGCUCCGUCUGUACCAUCCUGCCGCAUCAUAACAUCCACGAGAAACCUGCGAGAAAUCAUCGCAUCCACAAACAGAUCUUUACAUCGUAAAUAAUGAAGAAAGUCUUUCAGCCAAGUUCACUGACACUGAAAGGAAAUCUAUGAAAUGCAGCUCUAAAUGUACAGCACCGCGAAUGAGGCGGCUGCCGAACACCACAACACCGCUGUCAAGAAAAGCAAGGAACAUGAGCAUCCAGUUGACGUGAGAGUAAGUGACCAAGUCCUGCAGAAUAACAUUAGAGAGAUAUUUUUAGGAACUACACAGCAUUCUGACCACGGAAAACGUCGUAGCCUCUGUAUGUGCAAGGAAGACAAAACGAGACUGACACAAGGAAAUGAAGUGGAUAAAAUGCAAGAGGAGAGACUGUAAGAACAAAGGAAGUUUGUGAAGUGAAGACCAACGAAAGUAAAAAUGUUGAUGACAGGACAAAGCUGCACACUUUUGAUUCCUUCCCUUAUUACAAACUGAAAAUGCAUUUUGAAACUCUGCAAUCGGGAAGGCUCAACCUUGCUGUCAUCUGAUUACCUACUUAGCUGCACCACUUACUUCAUCGCGUCAUUCACCAUAAGCCCUUCUUUCGCUGAUGUUUCAGUCCAACCAAUAAAAUUGAAUUCCUUAUAAAAUUCUUCUAUUUCCAAUUGGUCAACUUGUCGCUGUCGCAAAUCACACUGCGAGAAGAACAGAAAAAUUACGAUUGGUCUAGGCAGAGCAAAGCUUCAGCGUUCCCACAAAAAUAUUCUCUUAAUAUUUGUAUCUCGUUACAUUAGCGUCUGCUGAAGCAGAUGAAUGGAUCCAGAGACAUUAAAGUUGAAUUAUGUUAAAUAUGUCUCUGUGUGCAUAAAUAAAACAUUUCACUCAUUUA
This is a messenger RNA of Zootermopsis nevadensis, 7959 nucleotides long. It is a transcript of the gene trpl, whose product is annotated as transient receptor potential-like. The record is from RefSeq and is a predicted model, not a curated record. Gene Ontology annotation, molecular function: protein binding; inositol 1,4,5 trisphosphate binding; store-operated calcium channel activity. Gene Ontology annotation, biological process: regulation of cytosolic calcium ion concentration; calcium ion transmembrane transport. Gene Ontology annotation, cellular component: cation channel complex; plasma membrane. Lineage: Eukaryota; Metazoa; Arthropoda; Insecta; Blattodea; Termopsidae.